Engraulis encrasicolus (European anchovy) is the source of this 1158-nucleotide messenger RNA. RefSeq names its product NACHT, LRR and PYD domains-containing protein 1a allele 5-like. The record is from RefSeq and is a predicted model, not a curated record. Gene Ontology annotation, biological process: regulation of apoptotic process. NCBI's taxonomy places the organism in Eukaryota, Metazoa, Chordata, Actinopteri, Clupeiformes, Engraulidae. The transcript has a single exon. Bases 9 to 275 code for a protein of 88 amino acids.
AACACCAGAUGGCUGCUACCUUUCUGGAGGAGAAGAGACCGGAGCUCAUCCAGAGGGUCACAGAGGUGAUGCCCAUAGCAGACCAGCUCCUCUCCCAGGGGUUCAUUGGCCAGGAGACCUACGCCAAUAUCCAGGCUGCUGCCACCAGUCAGGACAAAAUGAGGCGCCUGUUUCACGGCUUGCGCUCAGCUGGCACUCAGGGCAAACUGGCCUUCUACAAAAUCCUACAGGCACAGCACCACGAUCUAGUGGAGGAGCUGUGGACCAUGGAUUAACUUAGUGAUUACUCAUUAAUCAGUCCCUCCAGGAAAACGCAAUGUUGUGAUUUGCAACUUAAGUGAAUUUCCCCAAAUUCCGUGCAAUAUUGCAACUUUAACCAAUCACCACAAUUUCUCACAACUUUUUCCACCUUUUUGCCCGCUCCUCCAUCCUCCAAAGUCGCUACAGUUUCAAGAUACUUAUUAUUUUCUCAUCACAUAGGCCCUAAAUGUCAUUAACGGACUGUCAGCAGAGAAAGAGAGCGCACAUAGCCUGGCCUUUGCAUUUUUCUUUUAUUUUUUUUGCCUCGCUCAUUGAUUGACAGCUGAUAGACCUCCUUACAGGGUCGGGUUUUUAUAAAUGGCUCUGUAUCAAGGUCAUCUUAGGCCUAUAUUCACAAGAGUGCCAAAAAUAAUAACUGUAACUGUAGCCAUGCUGUGACACAGCCUCUACAAACAGCGCUGUUUCUAAACUAACUGUGCACUAGCCAAGUUCUCUAUGCCUCGUUUUACAUGUCAACAACCCCGCGACUGUGCGAAAUGAAGUAUUGACCAACUUUGAGCCUCGUAAAUGGGUGGAAAGUAGAGAUUUAUAACGAUGGCUAAACAGGUGCCAGACAUUUUACACAGGAUGACUCCUUUAAUGUGCAGAAAAGCCAGAAUAUGUAAAGAAACAGGAAAUUGCCAUUUGUUUGUUCCAAAGUAUUAUAUUACUCAAUCAAAUAAUAACCUGAAAAUAUAGCUGAUUUUUUUAUCCAUUCCGCAAUGAUGUGCGUACUUGAUAAACAUUUUGUAACAAACUGCUUCAAUGCAAUGUGUAAUAAACAUUUCCUUUUGUUUUUUUUACCAAAUAUACGGUUGCUUUACUUAACCCAUUUUGUCCUAAGCCCUUUUUGGGAAA